Messenger RNA from Cucurbitaria berberidis CBS 394.84, 1929 nucleotides. Its product is annotated as P-loop containing nucleoside triphosphate hydrolase protein. Bases 1 to 1929 code for a protein of 642 amino acids. Gene Ontology annotation, molecular function: ATP binding; ATP hydrolysis activity. The transcript has a single exon. Lineage: Eukaryota; Fungi; Ascomycota; Dothideomycetes; Pleosporales; Cucurbitariaceae. The record is from RefSeq and is a predicted model, not a curated record.
AUGGCAGGCCCUAGACGUGACAGUCGUUCGAGGUCUAGGACAUCGCUUGAUGCCAGGGAUAAUGCUAAAACGUCGAACGACCAAGCUUCCCUUCCUCCUCCCACAAUUCAGUCGUUGUUGUUCGAAAUUUUGAGCAGCCGGAUCGUGCGAUGCAUAGAAUCCGAGCUUUUUCAACUCACCCGCCCUUCGAUCAGAGAUUGCACAGAAGAUUUUAGUGUACAGAAGGCCUGGAUAGCCUAUCUUACCCUUAAAGCUGCCCAAGUCAUCGUGCCGAUUAUGUGUAACAGCAUCCUAUAUCAGGUCAAAUUUCUCUGGACCAGCUCAAUCAUCGUAAACUCUGUCGACCAGCCUUUGCUUUAUAGCGGGAUUCUACAGCUAGCUCGUGAAAAGUCCGAGGAGAGUAAUUCAUUACGAUUCAAGCUGCACGGACAGCACGAGAAACGCACGGCCGAUGGCCAGCUAAAACCUCUAGCAGGCGGCACAGAAGAACCUUUCUGGCAUAAUGGUACACGAUUUACCGUCGAGUAUCUGAAUACUAAUAGCAUUUCCAGAGAUGUUCCAAGCAGUGUACAGCCCCUUGGACUUGUCCCUUGGCCUGGGAGUUCAGCAAGCCAACUGGCCAUUAGCUGCUUUGGCCUUAGCAAUGAACCAGUAAAUAAGCUGUUAGAUGAGGUCAACGAGCGAGUGGUUCAAAGCCAAAGGUUGAAUGUGAUUGAGAUCCAAGCUGGUGCUACAGACAGGCUUCAGCAACGGAACAAGCGACCCCUGUCUAUGGUCGAUCUUGAUCCGGAAUUGAUGGACGAAAUCACCAAAGACGUUCAACAAUUUUUCCGCAAGGACACUCUGGCAUGGUACACAAGUAUUGGUCAACCAUAUCGCCGUGGCUACUUGUUGCACGGUCCUCCCGGCACCGGUAAGACGACUCUGUCAACUGCCUUGGCUUCGCAUUGCGACAUUCCCCUCGUUAUCAUCACGUUAUUGGGUAUGGAUGACAUUAAGCUAAAAGAAGCUUUCGACCGGGCACCUUCCAAGUCCAUCAUUCUUCUAGAGGACAUUGACUGCGCAGGGGCGGACGUUAGCAGCCACGGUGCACAAGCUACAGACAAUGGAUUCGAGCAGGCUCAAGCGGGAUCCUCGAUUCCGGGGAUUCUCCAAACCGAAGUAACCUCAUCAUCACUCUCGUUGAGCGGACUUCUCAAUGUGAUUGACGGCGUCAAUGCCAAAGAGGGUCGGAUAAUGGUCAUGACGACCAACCACCCUAAGAAGCUCGAUCCAGCUCUUUACCGGCCUGGUCGCAUCGAUUGCAAGUUUGAGCUCGGAUACGCCAAUAAGCAAAGCGCUUUGCUAACCUUUAAGCGUCUUUUCGAUAACGACGUGCCCAAACGCUAUACCACAGACGCCAUCAGCCGGUUCGCAAAAGCCUUCCACGACCAGUUCCCUAGCAACAGCAAGGUGACUACAGCCGAGCUUUGCAAAUACUUUGGCCAGUACCGUGGCAGACCCGACAAGGCUGUAGAGGAAUUUGCUCACUGGCUUGAGGUUGGUGCUGACAAGUUCACCUGUCCCAUGGACUACAUUCAGUCGAACGACGAGGAUGGCGUUUACAACGUCCCGGAGCCUUUCGAUCGUUCUCUUUUACAAGUGAGCUCCUCGGACUUGGUCAAUACUGAAGUUGGCGCAACAAAUACUGUUCCCUCUGAGGUCCAUACCGCACGAUCUCAGUGGAGUACGCUGAGUCGGAAACAAGGUAGUGCAAACAAGGAGUUGACAAACACUGGUUGUGCUCCUCGCCUUCGAAGAUGCUGUGUAGGCAUUGGUCUAGCAUCUCUCCCUAUUUUCUCCCUUCGCAAUGUGUUUCCCAUCCCGUAUCGUCUCAUCAACAUUGUUGGACGAGCCGGUCUUGUCCCUUCUGGGGGUGGUGUAGGUUAG